Molecule: messenger RNA, 3952 nt
Organism: Porites lobata
Lineage: Eukaryota; Metazoa; Cnidaria; Anthozoa; Scleractinia; Poritidae
Source: the annotation of a GenBank genome assembly
AUGUAUCAUCACAGUCUUCGUCAAGAUGUUUUUAUAAAGGACGAGUACCAUUAUUUAAGCGUUUCUAAAGUUGGAGCGUUUACAGUGUAUGACAGCCUUGACUGCACCUUUGAAUGCCUCGGCAAUCCUUCCUGUCUGUCCUUCAACCUGGCAGCUUCCAAAGGAGCAGAUGGAAAGUUGCGGUGUGAGUUGUUAUCCUCAGAAAAGUACAGCAGUCCUGAGGAAUAUAAAAGGAACGAGAGUUUUCAUCACUUUUCCAUCAAGGUGGGGUAAAAUCUUUGCACAGAGUUUAUUAAAGUAAGAUAUUUUUUGAUAUCCCAGUCUAUGCGACUUUUAAUAACCUGUCACGAACACUAAUCGACGUAGAAGUGACUACUGCACGUAACAAGUCGGGGUUAUUCAGUCGAAUGUCACUUUCUCCUUUUUUUUUCUUACUUCUGCCAUCAACACUUUUACGCAAAACGAAAUUACCUUAAUUAUAUGGCAUUUGACAUCAACCUUUUCUUAAACUAUUUCAGACUCCAUGUAUGUCAUCACCUUGUCAGAACGGAGGCACCUGUGUAGCGAACUAUAAGUAUCACUCGUUCGACUGCCGUUGCAAAGAAGGGUUCUAUGGAGAAUUUUGCGAAGAAGGUAAUUGAUAUUCAGACCGGGACCCCCGUUCAAGUUAGGACAACCAAACUUAGCGGCUUUACCUAAAAUUUAUCUUGGAAAAUUUUAAAGGCGUUGUGACGUGUACGUCAACAUUGAUGUUACCAUGGCAACCGAGUUUUGACAGCCAUGGUUUUCAGAAUUUGCUUUUUCUCUAAGCAAAAUAGGUUUAAAUUCAUUUCUUUUUUAACUGAUUGAUUUAUUACGUUAUCUACUUCUUUUUUACAGUUGCCAAGUCCUCAUGCCAAGAUGUUUAUAAUCAGCUCACAGAAAAGUGGGUAAACCUAUGCAUAGUAAUUUAAUUGAUGAGGAUAGAUCACUUAAAGUCCGGGGGAUCAUUCGGAGUGCGUCAGUACUGUGUUUAUAAGCCAAAAAUCAGCCGUCAGGCCUCAAAAACGGAAUACAAUUGUGUUGCAGGGAAAGUCGAUAUCACUUAAUUAAUUGUACAUGUUAGAAUUCGUAUCGUGGCUGAUGAAUUCUAUUUCAGCCUUUGUUCUCCACUCUGGAAACUUAGGGUUAUUAGAGACCUAAACUUGUAAAAACUGUUGAAUUUUUAAAACAAAUGAUUGGUACUGUUAAGAUAAUAAAAACCAUAAUCUGUGAACACCACCAUCCUGCAAUGAAGGCCCUCCAGCAAAAAAAGUUGUUGAUGAAAUGCGGUUGAACCCCGCCGUUUCGUUUAAUACGAACACCCGUAUAAAACGAAUGGUUCGUUUGUACCGACAAAAGUUCAGAUAUUUCAGUGCUCAUAAGUAAACCUGGUUAAUAUGGAAAACAAACACUUUUCUUGUGUCCCGAGUCCCAAACUGUCAUAUAAUAAUUAUCGUAAACUCCCCCGGAAGGUCCUCAAUUAAGUUUUAUAGGGCAAGCUUAGCCCUGGGUCUAACUCCUUACGUUUUAUGCCCAUCAUUUUUGCAGAAAAGGUACUCCUUUCGUAUACCAUUCCAUUCGUCUCUAAUGGUUAAAGGUUCGAGUGGCUUGUUGCAGGCACUUCAUCCCCAGGGGGUACUCAACAAAUUUUUACGGUGAUAAUCCCUGCCCCGAGGUCCACGUCCUUACCUUUUCACAUACCUUUUGGCGGUUGAGGGGUGGAGUGGCUUGUUACAGGUUGAGGGGUGGACUCAACAAAUUUUUACGGUGAUAAUCCCUGCCCCGAGGUCCACGUCCUUACCUUUUCACAUACCUUUUGUCGGUUGAGGGGUGGAUUUGUUAAGGCAUUUAUCCCCAGAGCUCAGACCAUACAAGGGCCAAAAUGAGGGGCCAAUGAAAAAGACUACCUUAUCAAAAUCAAACCUGCACGCUAUUUUAAUUGGAGUUUUUUUUUUUUAGUAACAAAAUCGUAUUAACCCACAGAAAUCUGUAAUUAUUUGAAAAAGGUUCAUUGUAUGCAAUUAGUGCGUGGUUGUGACAAGGAAAUAGACCGUGGCAGCUAUAGGUAGCCAGUGGUCACCAGUGUCCAUAAAGCGGGGUUGACGACAUGAGAAUUUAAGUCUUCGGAACACAGAAAAGUGUCCGUUCUCCGUCUCAACCGUUGUCCUUAUUAAACGGGUUGGAGAAAGUACGUGAGCUUCAAUAAUUAAAACAUGCAAAACUGACUACUGAAUAUCUGUGUAACAUGUUCUGAGUAGUUGUCAAGAAAAACCAAUCCAAGUCUUACAUGUAGCUCGCGGGUAAAACAGGGGUCCUUUGCCGUCAGAUGGGAAAAACAUCAUGCGCACCUUUUUCGCGGUUUUUCGGUCGCCCCUUUCGCCUUCCCUCUGAACAUCUGCUACACUGUUUAGCCAUCUUCGAUGUCCGAAUUUAAUUGCUACAGAACACUUUAGUCAAAUACACUUUAUUAAAGUUAGGUGAAGAGCAGCACAGCUUGGUAUUAUAAUGCAAAAAUAAAUAUCAACCUGUGCUUGAGGUGAAAUUAUAUCAGUCCAAAGUACAUUAAUCGUGUAGUAGCUCCUAGUAACAUGAUGGGGAACCUGACAAAUUUAGAUUUGACUGAGAUUGUACUGAAUUCCAUUCAUUUAUUUUUGUAAGAAAAAGAGAACCUUUUUUUUUUUUUACAACCAGUUAAGGUACAUUCCAUUUUUUUCUCUCCGACAGUUGGGAGCUGGAAAAAUUAAAAUGAGAUUUCAUUUUGUACAGGUUGAACGUGAGUCGGCUGGUCACUCUUCUCCUUGACUCCAAACUAGUUUCAGUUCUCUGUCACUUUGGAAAUUUUGGAUGCGGAGAUGGAGGAUGGACACCGGUCAUGAAGAUGGACGGCAACAAGGUAAGACAUUUGUGUACGUUUUCCCUUAGUUUGGCGACGAGAGUAGAAAAAAAAAAUAAAUACAGGUUUGCCUCUGUCAGAGGUAAUUUUCAACAGGGGCACCCAACGAGGAUAUAGUUCAAAACCACUUAACAUAGCAUUGUUGAACGUAUUUUAGUAUUCAAACGGUUUGAUAUAGGCAUAUUUUUUCUCGUUGGUCCCUCUGAAAAUUUAAGUUUCAUCUGUGUUCGGAUUUCAUAGCUGAAAAUCUAGUUAUCCGAAAAUGAUAGGGAUAAAAAAUUAUACCUUUUUUCAUUCUAUCGGUGACCAUUAACGUCAUUUUGCGUGCUGUGGCUAAAUUGUCAUUUUAUAAAGCUGGAGAAGUGAGGACAUUGCAGAUAUUCUUUUCAUUGUAAUGGAUCUUUCAUUCUUUCUUUUUUCUUCUCCUGAAAGGAUGUUAUCUUUAGAAGAAAAAAGAAGCUUAAAUUUCAACUUUUCUUUUUAAAGGACAUUUUUGCUAUUUCUUCCUCCUUUCUACCACAGCAAACAUUUCAUUACGAAACAGCCUUUUGGAGAAACAAAGAAACCUUUCACCCUGACGGAGGGAAAACUGGGUUUGACUCACAGGAAACCAAACUUCCCUCCUACUGGAACACAUCCUUCUCCAAGAUCUGCCUCGGUAUGAAGAUCAACAACCAGACCAAUUUUAUUGUCAUUAACAAGCAGGCGAACUCCUUGUACUCUCUGAUCGCUGAUGGGCAAUAUCGCAGCACCUCACUGGGUCGUGACAAGUGGAUGUCACUGAUUGGUUCUAAUGCCUCAUUGCAGCUGAACUGUAAAAAGGAAGGGUUCAACGCAAAGUGUACCUUGAGUGGUCGUUCCAAAGCAAGAAUCGGUAUUCUCGGCAACGAUCAAACAGAUUGCCAUGAAUGUAACUCCAGAUUGGGGUUUGGGAGUGAAGGGAACUACGAUGAUAGGCGGAAUACAUGUGGAAAUUUGGAUAACCACAAAGGAAAAAGACUGAGCAUCAAGACAAUGGGGUAUAUCCUGGUGCAGUGA